GGGCGUUAAACUCUGUCCUCCGUCUCGUCUUGUGUGUCUGAGUCACUGCGCUCCCCACCGUAGAACUAUAAUAAUAAUCUGUUUUCAGCUGAAAGAAGAGAUACAGCAGGAGGAGGAGAAGGAGGAGGAGAAGGAGACGUGCAGAGAGAGAGAGAGAGAGAGAGAGAGAGAGACUAACACACACCUGUCGGAGCCCCUGCAUUCAGCAUGUUCGGCAUGAUCAGGAACUGGCUGUUCGGAGCCACUGAAGAGAGCGAGUAUAAACUCCUGAGCACAGAGAGCAAGGAUGGUGUGAGUUACGAGGUGCGCCGCUACGACGCCUGUAAGCACGUGUGCUUGAGUCUGGAGGGGCGGAGCUUCGAUCAGGUGUCAGGUGAGCUGCAGCGGAGGCUCCUCGCCUACAUGAGCGGCGGCAACGCACAAGGUGAGGUCAUGAACACGCCGGUCCCCGUCAUCUUCACCGUCUUCCCUCGUGAUGACGGCUCGCUGAACCGCCGCCUGGUCGCCGCUCUGCGCAUCCCAUCCAGCUUCCAGACCGGCCCGCCAAGCCCGACGGACACGACCCUGCGGAUCGAGGACCGGCCCGGGAUGACUGUAUACGUCCUGCAGUUCGGGGGGUUCGCAGGAGAGAGCGAGUUCCGCGCGGAGGCGUCGCGUCUGACGGUCACGCUGGGAGACUCCGCCCCCUUCCAGCGCAAGCAGUACCUGUGCUGCAGCUACGACCCGCCAAUCAAACCCUACGGGCGGAGGAACGAGGUCUGGUUCCUGCAGGACGAGCCCUGAGGAACUCUUCAUCUCCACAGCGCUUUAUACCGUGCAGAUCCUCACGGUCAUACACAGAAUCA
Messenger RNA from Rhinichthys klamathensis goyatoka, 845 nucleotides. RefSeq names its product heme-binding protein 1-like. The transcript has 4 exons. Lineage: Eukaryota; Metazoa; Chordata; Actinopteri; Cypriniformes; Leuciscidae. The coding region runs from base 208 to 783 and encodes 191 amino acids. The record is from RefSeq and is a predicted model, not a curated record.